AAUAUAUGAAUUACAGAAAGAACAGUACAAUGAUUUGAAUCAAUCAACUGAUCCCUCUUGAAAUUCUUUAUAUAUAUAUAUAUAGGAGAGCUUGAAGGUUUAAGCAGCAAACUUAGAGAUGGCAGUAGUUAAAGGUCCUUUCCUAUUCUGCCUCAUGGCCUUGGCUUCCUUGUGUGCUUGCACUGAAGCUGCAAAACCCAGCCAUUAUUCGAUGCCUUUCAACCGGAGCAGUUUUCCUGCUGAUUUUAUAUUUGGAGCUGGUUCUGCUGCUUAUCAGUCUGAAGGAGCAGCUCAUAUCGAUGGAAGGGGACCUAGCAUAUGGGAUGCUUUCACCAAGAAACAUCCAGAAAAAAUUUGGGAUGGUAGCAGCGGAGAUGUAGCCUUUGACCUUUAUCAUCGUUAUAAGGAGGACAUACAAUUGAUGAAAAGAGUUGGGUUAGACUCCUUCAGAUUUUCUAUCUCAUGGUCCAGAAUAUUACCGAAGGGCAAAUUAAGCGGAGGAGUGAAUUCACAAGGUCUCAAAUUCUACAACAACUUCAUCAACGAGCUCCUGGCUAAUGGUAUCAAGCCCUUUGUCACUCUCUUACAUUAUGAUAACCCUCAAGUGCUCGAAGAUGAAUAUGGUGGACUCUUAAAUCCCAAGUUUGUAAAGGAUUAUACAGAUUAUGUUGAUUUUUGCUUCAAAACUUUUGGUGAUCGAGUUAAGCAUUGGGUCACAAUGAAUGAACCAAAUGGAUUAAGUAUCAAUGGAUACACCAGCGGUACUUUUGCACCAGGAAGAUGUUCGAAUUACGUUGGAAAUUGCACCGCCGGUAACUCCGCUACUGAAUCUUACAUUGUCGCUCAUCACUUGCUUCUUUCUCACGGAGCCGCCGUGAAAUUGUACAAGGAGAAAUACCAGCAAUAUCAAAAGGGGAAAAUUGGGAUCACAAUAGUGAGCCAUUGGUUUGAGCCGAAAUACCAAACAGCUUCCUGCCGUGAGGCAGCGUCUAGAGCUCUAGAUUUUUUGUUUGGAUGGUUUGCUCAUCCGAUUAUAUAUGGUGACUAUCCACAGAGCAUGAAAUCUUUGGUGGGUAAUCGAUUGCCAAAAUUCACUGAAGCUCAAUCCAAGUUGCUAAAGGGAUCUCUUGAUUUUCUUGGUGUAAACUAUUACACCACAAACUAUGCAGAAAGUGCUCCCUCAACCAACGGUGUCAAUGUCAGUUAUGUUACAGACAGACAACUCACUCUCACUACUUCUAAAAAUGGGAUUCCUAUCGGUACUCCGACAGAUUUGGACUGGCUUUUCAUCCAUCCGAAGGGAAUCCAUGAGCUUUUGCUAUAUAUAAAAGAAAAAUACAACAAUCCUAUUAUAUACAUAACGGAAAACGGACUGGCUGACGCAAAUAAUAGCUCUUUACCAAUUAAAGAUGCCCGCAAGGAUAGUUUGAGGAUAAGAUACCAUUACGGGCAUUUAUCAUAUCUUGCAAAAGCUAUCAAAGAUGGUGCAAAUGUGAAGGCAUACUAUGCGUGGUCAUUCUUUGACGACUUUGAAUGGGAUGCCGGUUACACUGUUCGAUUUGGCUUCACUUUUAUAGAUUUUAAGGAUAAUUUAAAAAGAUAUGUCAAGUACUCUUCGUAUUGGUUCAAGAUGUUCCUCCUAAAAUAAGCUGUAAAAUGACGUUUCUCCUUAAAUAUGAUGUUACUCUGUGAGAGAGUUAAGUGAAUAAAGAGAGAAAAUCGUCUUUCUCCGGCCUAGCUUUAUGAUUCA
This is a messenger RNA of Corylus avellana, 1750 nucleotides long. Its product is annotated as vicianin hydrolase. Gene Ontology annotation, biological process: carbohydrate metabolic process. NCBI's taxonomy places the organism in Eukaryota, Viridiplantae, Streptophyta, Magnoliopsida, Fagales, Betulaceae. Gene Ontology annotation, molecular function: beta-glucosidase activity. The record is from RefSeq and is a predicted model, not a curated record.